Molecule: messenger RNA, 1122 nt
Organism: Penicillium longicatenatum
Lineage: Eukaryota; Fungi; Ascomycota; Eurotiomycetes; Eurotiales; Aspergillaceae
Product: Mg2+ transporter protein CorA-like/Zinc transport protein ZntB
Exons: 3
Coding region: 1-1122 (373 amino acids)
Biological process (GO): metal ion transport; transmembrane transport
Cellular component (GO): membrane
Molecular function (GO): metal ion transmembrane transporter activity
Source: RefSeq, a predicted model, not a curated record
AUGCUUGAGGAGCUCGUUAACCAGCACAAUAUCAACUUGGAGUUCUGGCAGCUCCCUUUAUCUUUUUUUGAGCGCAGUCAAUACGGUCUGGACCUGGAGCAAGUUUUCUGUGUACCAUACACCGAGUCUCGCACUGGCUCUUGCAUAGAGAUAUCUUACACGAUCAGAUACCCCGAGUACAAGGCAAAGGUCAGAGAGUGGACGAUCCGCCAAACCGGCCUGUACCAUAAAUAUGAUUCCGCUACAUCGCAAAGCACGUUCAUAUUGAUCAACCCGACUCCCCGGUCAAAGGCAUUCCUCAAAGCGGUUGAACUUCUACAAAAUGCAAGCUCCGAAAAAUUGACAAAUCCUUUCUGGCUUCACUCGGUCUUGUUCUCAACUUAUUUGCCGGCAUGGAGAGAACGCAUGUUGGAACUUGAACGCCAAUUCCUACCUCUAGCCAAAACGACAUAUGCCGCAUUCAUUGACGAACCUUUGAGCUUGAAAUACAAUACCCUCAACGUACUGACCAAACUUGAAGGCGAUUUUCUUCAAAUGCCAACUAUACUGGCGGGCGCGAUAGAUGUGCUCGAUGAGCUCUCUGCACUCAUCGGCUCAAUAGACAAGUCACCAAGCGCACAAUCCGAGCUACAAAUUCUGAAGAAUCAUCGUCGAAAAUGUUGUACCCACUCUCGGACCUCCAUGGAUCUACAGCAGCGAGUACAAUCCGUCGCCCGACUUUUGGCAGAUACACUCCUGCUUCGCGACCAAGUUGUCACGACCGAGCAGAAUGAGCAGAUUUACCAAUUGAACAAGUCGGCAGUCUUCAUCACCAGACUAUCCUUAUUAUAUCUUCCGCCAUCAUUCAUUGCAACCAUGUUUGGCAUGAAUUUCUUCGCAAUGGACCAAGUCAAUUCCUCCAUUGUCGGGACAUCUAUGAUAUGGAUAUUUUUCGUUGCCUCGGUCGGGCUGACUGCCCUCACGUUCCUCAUCUACUACUUGCUGGGGCACCGCAAUAGCGUUGCACUACCCAGACUUACGGAUAGAGGACAGACGGCUCCGCAACGGAAUUUUCAGGCUAUGAUGCGACGAUUUACAGGACCAAGCACUGUUGAUACGGAACUCCAGAACCUUCACGCUUGA